Molecule: messenger RNA, 1386 nt
Organism: Paramacrobiotus metropolitanus
Lineage: Eukaryota; Metazoa; Tardigrada; Eutardigrada; Parachela; Macrobiotidae
Product: low-density lipoprotein receptor-related protein 2-like
Exons: 4
Coding region: 1-1152 (383 amino acids)
Molecular function (GO): calcium ion binding
Source: RefSeq, a predicted model, not a curated record
AUGUCAAGUUCCUGGUACGUUCUGUCUCCCAACGGAAGGGCUUGCGCUGAUGUCGAUGAAUGUGCAACAAGCUCACAACUUGGAGGCCCUUGCAGUCAACUGUGCAUCAAUCUGAAAGGCACAUACAAAUGUCACUGCGCUCCCGGUUUCCUCCUGGAAUUUGAUGGUCACACGUGCAAAUCGGCUAAUCACGUUCCGUUGCUCAUGUAUUCCACUGACGGGGAGAUUCGGUACAUGGAAACGGAAGGUUUUCGGCAUAAUGAUCUCUUUACAGAAGGGAAACUGACCACGAUGACUGUAGGACUUGAUUGGAAGCAGAAUAAUAGCUUUGAAUCCAGCACGAUUUUCUACAGCGAUGCUGACCGAAAACAUACAAUCCGCUACGAAUCUACUCACGAACGGAGCGUUAUUCUCAAGAAUAUGGUCAUGCCGGAAAGCAUCGCAUUCGACUGGGUCAGCGAAAAUCUGUAUUACGUGGAUGCCGGGAAGCCGGAAACUGGAGUGUGUUCUGUCAGCAGGAAAGCAGUGCAUUGUGCUCCCGUGAUCGACGCUGAAAUUAAUAAUCCUCACGGACUGGCGGUUCAUCCAGGAAAACGUCUGCUGUCCUUCGCUCAGUGGGGAUCACGGCCGAAGAUCGAGCGCCCAUGGCUGGAUGGCAGUGCAAGGGUUGUUGUCAUUUCCCAGAAGGUGUUAUGGCCGAACGCUCUGGUAAUCGAUUAUAUCUGGGAUCGCUUAUAUUUUAUUGAUGCCCAGUUGGACUGGAUUGAAUGUGUAUCAUACAGCGGGGACGACCGGCGCACGGUUUUCCGCAUGGCAUUCUCGCAUCCUUUCGGCUUAACAAUGAUCGGCAAUCGUCUCUACUGGACAGAGUGGACGCACCGGGGCAUUUACAGUGUAUUGACCAACGGGAGCGAUUUCCAGCUAGUGCACGACAUGUCGAUGCGUCCGUUGGGAAUAGUGGCUGUGCAUCCAUCGCGGCAGCCCUAUUUCGAUUCUCCUUGCGAACCCGCUGUUAGUCUCUGCGACCAAAUAUGCCUGGCUCGUGUAGCGCAGUAUUACAAUUGCGUCUGUCAGAGUGGAUAUCAGCUGGUGAACGAUACAAAGUGUGUGCUCUUGGUCCCUUGGAUGAUCAUAUUCAGCGGGAAGCUUUGAUUUCGCUUAAUCAAGGAAAGUACAGCUAGUCCACCGUGGCCGGAAUCAUAAUGGCCUCUUUACAGAAGGGAAACUGGCCACCAUGACUGUAGGGCUAGACUUGAAGCCGACAUCUUGAUUUUUGAAUUUGUAAUUUCAUUUUUUGAUCUUAUUAGCUGUGAUUUUUUAGCUCUCAUCCUAUCAUGGUAGUGGUAUGUGAUCCUUUUUAUAAUUAUUUUGAACGCAGUAUCGUUU